AUGGAAGUCCCAGCCAGCUCUACUGAAAGACCUGCCUCCACGGUGCCAGUGGUUGACCCCAGUGUAGUGGGUGCUGUCAUGAUAGCGUGCUCCUUAGUCUUUGGUGAGAUCGUAGGGACUCUAGGAAUCAUAGGCAACAUCAUCACCAUCAUCAUCUUCAUCAAACAAGGAUUCGACGACACCGUCAACAUCACGCUGACAGCCCUAGCUGUCAGUGACAUCGGUGCGCUGGUCACUCUACAGCUGUUUAACGUCAUGGUCAACCCGUUCUUCCUGUCUCUUGACGUCAACUUCCUGGUCAUAGAGGUCAACCGGGUCAUUUCCUUCUACCCCCACAACUACUUCAUCCGGGUCACCGGGUUCAUCACAGCUUUCGCGGCGUUCGAGCGAUGUCUUUGUGUGGUCAAACCCUUACACGUUAAACAAAUCAUCACCAGAAAUGUUUCUUUUACAUUCAACGUACUUGUCUUUUUUGUGACGAUUUUCAACAUUUUUCCUAUCAUGUACACGGGCUAUUUCCAAUGGAAAUUUCCAUCCAAACUCAACAAAACUUACCUCGGCGUUGCAUUCUCGAAAAACGCACAGCGUGUUUUUUCCGUAUCUUAUUUCAUCACAGAUUUAUUCGUUCCGUAUUUUACAUUUUUCAUCAUCAUCACCUGUACGACAAUCACAGGGAUAAAACUAAAAACGAAAGCCGCUUGGAGAAAAACAGCAACCGGCGCCUCGGGAAAGCCAAAGGCUGAAAUCUCAAACAAAGAGAGGAAAGUCGUUGUCAUGUUAAUUACGGUGUCCGUUAUAUUUGUCGUCUGCUUGAUCCCACAGUCGGCCAUCUUGACAGCCGUUGGUCUGGUCCAGGAGCUAAGUGUGUCGGGACAAUAUUUUGACGUUGCUUUCAUCUGUUACUGUGUGUCUUUUGUGGCGGAAACCAUUAACUCUAGCGUCAACAUCAUCGUCUAUUUUAAGAUGAGCAGCAGGUUCAGAAAUACUUUCCUGGAGUUGUUUGGAUUGAAGAAAUAA
Molecule: messenger RNA, 1017 nt
Organism: Physella acuta
Lineage: Eukaryota; Metazoa; Mollusca; Gastropoda; Physidae
Product: FMRFamide receptor-like
Biological process (GO): G protein-coupled receptor signaling pathway
Cellular component (GO): membrane
Molecular function (GO): G protein-coupled receptor activity
Source: RefSeq, a predicted model, not a curated record